ACCAGAGUCGCAGAGUAAAACACAGAAGAAAUGCUCGGUUCAUAGUUUAUUGUUAUUAUUUUCAGUUUUAAUAGUUUAAAAACGACGUCCUUUUUAGAGUACUUGCUUCCAUCCACGGCUCCAUCGUGCCAUUCCACUGCAGUCUGCAUUUUAUUCCUGUUUGGAUAGAAGCGUUCAUUUCACAUUUCGACACGCCGACCGCCCAGAGAAAGCAAGGAAGUUGGCAGGAAACUUUUGAGUAUUUAAAUGUUUUAGCUGGUAGCGGAAAUGGCGAGUAAACUUUUAGCUUUAUGUAUCGUGUUGUCGACGAUUUGCAACCUGGUGCAGCUUUCGUUGGAACAAGUCUGCAAUAUCGAUGAUGCAAGUCGUGUCGACUGUGGAUGGCAUGGCAUAAAUGAAGCCACAUGCACAUCAAGAAACGGGUGUUGCUUUGAGCGUUCAUCAGCAAGUGGAUUUCCUUGGUGCUUUUACAAUUCAAAUAUAUCUGCAAUUCUGAAGUCAGUAUCUGUCUGUGAGCAUGCAGGUCCAGCAAGACUUGUUUGCAAUAACAAUCAAAGAGUGGAUGUCCAUGAUGCGUUUUACGGUCGAAAUAGAGAUGACGCGUCCUGUCACAAUUCCGGCACUGUAACCUGCUUUAACCCAAGUGCAACUGAGAUCGUCAGAAGCAUAUGCAAGAUGAAUUCUACAUGUACCGUGUCACCAAAGGGUAGUAUUUGGAAUUUCGACUCGAACUGUGAUAAGCUUAAUGCACAGCUGAAGAUUCAUUUCUUUUGUGUCGCCAAAGAAUCGUCGAUCAAUGCGUCAUCUUCUUUAGCAACAUCUUACUUCGCUAUUAACGUCACCACCAGCAUAUAUCGAGCUUCUUCUAGUCCCUCAAUUAUUUUGACAUCCAGAAUCGCGCCUAGCUCUUCCUAUUUGAUGGAAACAACCUCUUUGAAAUCAAUGGAAUCAAGUUCAGGGAGCAUGUAUACGUCAUCGACAGAAGUUGAGCAAUCUACCAGUGAAGAAUUGUCUGUUUCUACAACAACAACACCAACAGACUGGGAAACUCCUACACAGAGUUGGGUGUUUGAGAUGCUGACAUCAAUCGCAGAGGUCCAGGGCUCUUCAUUCCCAUCAGAUGCGCUACGAAUGUCAUCAACUUCAAGUCUGUCCUCAUCUUUGACUACAGUUACCGAUUACCCAACAUCAUACUCUUUUCCAGAAAUGUCUACGUUUUCAGUUGCAAGUAGAAAUUCAACAAAGCAUCUUUCGUCACCAGUUUCCUACACGUCAUCGGUCUUCGCAAGCUCUAUUAAGUCUGUUUACAAUUCUAGUGCAGCACACUCUAGUGCAGCAACAGCAGUAUCAACAGCAGCAGCAACAUCAACACCAGCAGCAACGCCCUCAACAACUGCUAAUGUGAUGGUAGCCACGACAAGUCUUCAUGCAUCGCCUCCCAGGUCUAGUAGCCCAAUGGCCUCUUUGACUUCACAGUCUUCGAGAGUCUCUUCGCGAAGUGGUAGAGCAACAGUAUCUAAGCCUACUAGCAAGCAAACAACGAUUCAAACUGAUAAAAUUUCACCAACGAGUAGUGCAGUUUCCUCUGGUGUUUCACCGUCCAUAACAGUAGUUGAAAAGGAAGACAGAUCUGCAGGCAAAUCAAACAGACAGACAGUGAUUGUGGCUGGGGCUGCUGGAGGGGGCUUUCUACUUUUUAUCAUAAUCAUCAUUAUUGUCUUGCUGGCAAAGAAAAGGCCUUGCGGUUCGCCAUACAAAAACGAGCUUUUAACAGACCAUUUGUAUGUGAUGAGCACGGGAGGCGACGAGCAAAUAGCAAUGGAUGAUGUAAAAGAAUCAACUGUGGUACAUCUCAGUACAAAGCAUUUAGGAGGGUACAAGAACGAGGCUGUUCAAGAGGAUGAUGAAGAGAGCCCAGUAAUAUACAACAACAGCUUGUACUCUUUCGUACCAAAACAGGCGAAAGAUUGAAGAAACUUAUAACAGAAAACUAAUUUAUUGAGCUGGCAAAUGAAGAAGACUCUGUCAAAUUUCAAGAAAAGAAAGCACCCACAGAGAAUUCAUAAGCCAUUACAUUGUACCUUAGCUUAUAUCAUGUCGAAUAUUUAAACUUGAUCUUGUCCCCCGUUUUCCUUAAUGAGUCGUCAUCAAACCUCUUGCAAACCGAAAUCAACUAUACACCCCAGGGGGUCUCCCAUUAAGGCCUGACCGGGGGCUCCAGUUGAUUUGAGGGUCAUACCAAAUAGCUACCCAAUGGCCCAGUUUCGAUGAUAACACAAGGGCUUAGUUUAAUUUGCGAUUUACUAUAGGUCUUAAUGGGAGUACCCCCUGGGCUAUAGACGUUUUUCGAACGCCACUCUCCAUGCUUUUUAUGACUAUAUGCACCCACUAACAAAUGAUGCAUUAUAUGAUUUUCAAUUACAAUGAAACAUUUUAGAAAUAUUUUGCAUCCCUUUUAAUUUUUGUUUUUGUGAAACUCUUACACAGUUAUAGUAGAUGUCCUGUACUGAGAUUUCUCAAAAGCCAUUCUUUGGUUUUAGAGAUGAAGGUAGCCCUUACCUAAAAACUUUGCGCUUGAUAAAACUAGGCAUUGGAGAUGUUAACUCACACAGAAAAGCACAUUAUUGCUUGGUUACAUUGUGUUAAACAAUUCUAUAACGCAAUUUUAGGUCACUUGCAGAUAUGAGCCUUCACGCUAGAUGUAUAUUAGUAUGGUGUAGUUCGUUGAACUUUUCCACGCAGUGAUAUGAUUAUCAUUAAUCUCUUGCUUGAAGUUCUGAUGUUUUAGGGUCAUAUAACGCUUUAGCUGGCUAAAGACAAUUUUUUGCUACGAAAUUGAUAGAUAUUGAAUAAAUUUAAAAUUAUAUGAGAAAAUAUUGAUAUUUUAAGAAGCACUUCACUUGAAUUUGUUCAAAUUGUCCAGAAAUGGAGACCUAGAUUUUGACCCUUAUGGAGUAAGGAAUUGAGUAAUUCUUAGGCAUUAAAGAUACGUCAAACAGACCUCCCUUUUGAUAACCUUAAAUGUUGAUAUGGAGUAGAAAUGAAGCAGUAUUUUGACAUGCUUUCCAGACAUAGGAUUAUAAAGAGAUCUUCGUAUCACUCACACCACCCAGGAAAUACGUUUUCAAAUCCUUCAACGCAUCUUGUCUCCAUUUGUGGGCACAACCACGUUUGUAAAUAGAACUGAUUUAUAUUUUGCAACUCGGCUUUAUUGGUGUAUUUGCCGAUUGGAUUGAAGAAAUUCCUUGUAAUUUAUUUUAUGAACAUCUUGUUGUUUUAAA
Messenger RNA from Rhopilema esculentum, 3281 nucleotides. RefSeq lists its product as uncharacterized. NCBI's taxonomy places the organism in Eukaryota, Metazoa, Cnidaria, Scyphozoa, Rhizostomeae, Rhizostomatidae. The record is from RefSeq and is a predicted model, not a curated record. Gene Ontology annotation, molecular function: carbohydrate binding.